This is a messenger RNA of Tyto alba (common barn owl), 5559 nucleotides long. RefSeq names its product calcium voltage-gated channel auxiliary subunit gamma 5 (gene CACNG5). Gene Ontology annotation, cellular component: AMPA glutamate receptor complex; postsynaptic density membrane. Gene Ontology annotation, molecular function: voltage-gated calcium channel activity; channel regulator activity. The record is from RefSeq and is a predicted model, not a curated record. The transcript is spliced from 8 exons. Gene Ontology annotation, biological process: postsynaptic neurotransmitter receptor diffusion trapping; neurotransmitter receptor transport, postsynaptic endosome to lysosome; neurotransmitter receptor internalization. Lineage: Eukaryota; Metazoa; Chordata; Aves; Strigiformes; Tytonidae. The coding region runs from base 685 to 1512 and encodes 275 amino acids.
AAGGGGGUAUGGAGGGAGGGAGAGGUGGGCUGUCCCCGUCGGCGCCAUGUGAUGCCCUCUCCUCCCCGGGCUCUCCCGGCCCUUCCCGGCGCGGAGCAUCCCCGAGGCCGCCGGAGCAGCGCCCGUGGGGCCGCUUUUAGGGCUGGGUUCUCCAGGCACGAAGCAGCGGGAGGCUCCUUGGGGGUGUCCAGAGAGUGGGUCUGACCUGCAGCACCGCUGUUCCCCCUGUGUCCCUCGCACCCCCCGAACCCCCGCGGGGGAGAGGGCGACGAAGAGGAGGCCUCGCCGGAGCUGCCACAGGGUAGGAGCUGCCGGCGUGUGGAUGUGGAGCCGUGCCAGACAUCUGCUUGUCCCUGUGUCCCGGCCUCGUGAACCCCUCAUGUGAGUUGGUCAGAGGCAGAGAGCCGAGGCUGUGCCCUCUCCUACGGUCCAGGAUCUCUCCUCUGCCCGCUGCCAAAGCCACCCUGCUCCCAGCUCCUCCCAGAGCCAUCCAGCAGCCGAAGCAUCCCUCAAGGACCCUCCUCGUUGUGACACUCACCUCAUAGUCAGUCUGCCAGAACCUACGCUUCCCACCUUCACAGCCAACAUCGCAGGUUUUCUGCUUGCCAAAGUGUUGCUUCAGCCGGGGUUAAAAGAGCCGUCCCCCCCCCCCCCCCGCCGCCCCGGCCCCCCGUGCCGUCGGGAAUGAGCGCCUGCGGCAGGAAGGCGCUGACCCUGCUCAGCAGCGUGUUCGCCGUCUGCGGCCUCGGCCUCCUGGGCAUCUCCGUCAGCACCGACUACUGGCUCUACCUGGAGGAGGGCAUCGUCCAGCCCCAAAACCAGACGGCGGAAAUCAAACUGUCGCUGCACUCCGGGCUCUGGAGGGUCUGCUUCCUGGCAGGUGAAGAGCGUGGCCGAUGCUUCACUAUCGAAUACGUCAUGCCCAUGAAUAUUCAGCUGACGUCUGAAUCCACAGUCAACGUCCUGAAGAUGAUCCGCUCUGCCACUCCCUUCCCCCUGGUCAGCCUCUUCUUCAUGUUCAUUGGCUUCAUCCUGAGCAACAUUGGCCACAUUCGGCCUCACAGGACCAUCCUCGCCUUUGUCUCAGGGAUAUUCUUCAUCCUGUCGGGUCUGUCGCUCGUGGUGGGGCUAGUCCUCUACAUAUCCAGCAUUAACGACGAGAUGUUGAACAGGACCAAGGAUUCGGAAACAUUCUUCAAUUACAAAUAUGGAUGGUCAUUUGCCUUCUCUGCCAUCUCGUUCCUUCUCACAGAGAGCGCCGGGGUGAUGUCCGUUUACCUGUUCAUGAAGCGAUACACGGCCGAGGACAUCUACCGACCUCACCCCGGGUUCUACCGUCCCCGUCUGAGCAACUGCUCCGACUACUCGGGGCAGUUCUUGCACCCGGACGCGUGGGCGCGGGGACGCAGCCCUUCGGAUAUCUCCAGCGAGGCGUCCCUGCAGAUGAACAGUAACUACCCGGCUCUGCUCAAGUGCCCCGACUACGACCAGAUGUCCUCGUCCCCGUGCUGAGCCCCGCCACCCCUCCGCCCGCUCCCAGCCACGUGCCGGCGGUCGCCGCAUCCUGACUCCGUUUGUCAUUUACUUUUUAGGCCACUCUUUCAGGGCAAUUCUCUAUUUAUAGGAGCGUAAAUAUAACCAGAUAGAUUGGUUAUAUAACCAAUAAUGUAACCUAGAGAAUUGGGAUAUCUUCCUUUCUUUUUUUUUUUUUUUUUUCUUUUUUUCUCUUUUCUUUUUUUAUUCUUCCCUGUGUAACUAAAAAUCUCUCCGAAGUCAUCUUCUUUCAGCUCAUCCUGCUGAGCAAACAGCAGUUCUGCCUGGGGGACAAAUCCAGGGCUGGACUCAAGAGCAGAAAAAAGAAAACAGAGUAGAAUUAAGGAAAAAAAAAUGUGUAUUUUUUUGAUUUAGGUAGGCUGCAAAAGUUUGUGCAUUUGACUGUAUCAUAUAAUUAUAGAUUUACUGGCCUAACCACCAGCAGGCAUCAAAAAAUGUGUAAAUUUCCAAGAAAUAGUCAUCAUUAGAAAAAUAUAAAUUUUGUCUUGAUUCAGUAUUUACUGAUUGAUAUCUCUCAUUGCUGGAUAUCACUUUUAAGCAGGCUGUAAAGGGAAAUAGCCAUCUUUUUCUCAACUGUACCUCAGCAGGCUUAGAUGCAAGCAGGUUGUUGUUUCUCUAUGGCCACUUGCAAACUGUUGCUUAACUAUCCCAUGUUAGACUGGAGGCACUACGGCCCUGGGGGGUCCCGGCUGUUGGGCUGGCUCAGGCACACACAUUUCCUCCACCAUCCCAUAGACUGGAGGUCUGAAGAGCAACUGGGAGAAUUUCAGUGCAGCACUGAGUGGAAAACUACCCAAAAGCUUCCCGUAGGAAACAUUAGGCGCAGGAUUUAGGGGAAAUUAUGGCCAGAAGUGCAAGUGAAAGGCAAGAUCCCAAACCAGUGUAAAGUGAUGUAGCUGAAAUUAAUGGCACUAGUCCACUGUAGCAAAUUAGAUAGGCUUAUAUUUAAUUUUGGCAAGAAAACGGUAUUUUAGCUGUGCUUUUUUUGUGUGUAUGAGCCUUAUUUUGCGGUUUUCAGUUUUAAAAUUUCAUAUGAUGCUUUGGCAUUUUGGUCUUAGACAGCUGCCAGGGUGAGAGCAUCACUCUGAUUGAAAACGAAGUUCAGAGAAGGAAAAGGCUGUGCUCUCUCAUGCACUCCUGUGCAAGCUGCGAGCUUGUCUCCUUGGAGGAGAAAGAGCUUUGUCCAAACUUUAUUUCUAUUCUUGUUAUUUUAAAUCUUUUUUGAAAUUUUCCUUUCUGUAAAACAAAACCUUCCAGGGAUUCUUGGUAUAUUUGAGCUUGUUUUGUCUUACUGUAAUUGAAACAAAUAGAAUAUACAUACUUUUAACCUCAUUUGUAGCAUACUGUGUAAUGAAUGUUGCACCUCUUUGUUAUUUUAUUAUUUAUUAUUUGUUAUUUUACUAUUGAUUAUUUAUAAACUACUCCAAAAUAGGGUCCAAGUCCUGGUGCAGCACCACUGUUUGCAUUGACUCUGACGCCCGUCCUGUGGGACCUCACUGCAAGCGUAUACAUCCAGCCAACCCUUGAACAGGAUGAUUUCCUCUCCAGCCUCUUCAGAUAAGCAAGUAACAUAUCUCUAGCAUCACUGACUCCAAAUUUGCUAAGUUUUAAACCAGGGCGUCUUUUUGUAGACACAGUGGUAUUUACCCUUAGUUUUUGUAUUACCCUCAAGUGUCCAUUUUCUCAUUUUAAAACCCAGUUUGUAAGUGCUACACAACAGGUUUGCUGCUGGGAAGGUUCAAGCAUUAAAGCACAACCCAGCCCCACCAUCCAGCAACAAAGCUUACUGUCCUCAUCUGUUCACCCCAGCCAGAUAAACCAUCAAUUUUCUGCUUGGAACAUUAUUUUUGGUGUGAAAUAGGCUCCAAGAAAGCGCUGGAGUUCAGAAGCGAUGAUCUUACAUUUGUAGAGCCCAGUCCAGUUUGCUGGGCUUGAUGUUAGUAGUUUCUGGUGGCUCAAAGACAGUUGCCUUUGUAUCUUCCCCUUUGUGGAUCCUUUAUAUUCUCGGCCUGUCUUCUUGGAAGGGAAACCUUCAGGAUCACCAAAACUGCUUAUGCUCAGAGGUGCAAGGGCUGGCCCACACAGCUACAUCCCCCCACGCUGGGGAGUCAUUUAGUGUGGUUAAUCCCGUGCAGCAUCGUGAGACAUCCCUGUCCCCAAGUGGAAUAUUCCUUUGUACUGAUUAAAUACAGAAUUAUUCAUUUUAUAAAUUGGCUGCCUACAUGAGCAGAAGACAUGAAAAAUACUUCACGCCUUCCUCAAGGCCCCAGAAGCUUUAGCAGAGUCUAGGGGCAAAUUGAAAAAGUAAUUAUUUUAAUUCAUUGGGGAAAUUGUCAUCAUGUGGCUGCGUUUGUGAGCACAGGAGCUCGCAUGUUCACCCAGUGAGCACAAGCCCUUCAUAAGUGCAGGACUGAUGAAGGAAAUCUGUCAAAAUAAGUGUUUGCUGUUGGUUUAGUAAAAUGCUGGUUUUGAGCAGGAAAAUGUGGUGCUCAGUAAAGCAUGGGCAACAAGGAUUGUGCUGCCAGGUGGUGUUGCUGUCCCUCUAACAAUGCCCAGAAUGUCAGCAGCUCUUGCCAUAGAUGGCUGAGGUCAUCUAAAUGCAAGUACCACCCCUUCACUGACUGCAGAGAAACUUCUCCAGAGCCUCUGAGGCAUGGAGACAUGAGCAUGGUGUGAGCAAGGUAGUGGGGUGAGCUGUGGAGACCUUCUCCCCCGAGCAUCACCAAUCAUCAGCAUCAGUAAGUAAAUGUAGUACCCCCUUAGGGCACCUACUCACCAUUUAAAUACCUCUCCUAGUCAUCUGGCAUGGUUUCACCCCACCUUAAUCUCUGCUAUGCCACAUCCUUCCCUCCUUGAAUAACACCACUCAGUUGCCUCCUUUGGUCUCUCUCCCACCCCUGUGUCAGUGCUGGCCUCCUGUUGUGUUCUUUCUGUGUCUGUUGCUUGGAUUGCAACAAAUUAAAAGUGGAGUCUGAGGAUAAACCAGCAAUUAAAUUAGACUUUUAACCCCUAUGAGACUGAAGUCCUCAAAUUCACCUGAUGGGACGAGUCAAGACGCUCACAGGCCCGUAGGAAGGUAAUUGCUUGUCUGACACUUUGCAGAAAACUGUUUGCACUUAAAAGCAAAAAAAGAAAAAUCUCUUGUUUUGCAUGAAUGACUAACUGGUGUCAGACUCUUUGUGCAGGUGGCUGUAUCUGCUUGAACUAUAGUGUUAGAGCAAAUUACUGGGAUUAAGAUUUAAAUAAAAACCUGAUGCUGCCUGAGCUCACUGCUCAGGACUGCAGUGAACUGAAGCAGAAAACUGUCCCUGCCAUCAGCCUCCCACGCAGCACACAUGUCCCCCCCACAGCCUGGGUGCUCCCGGAGUUUAGGGCACCAGGAGGGAUGGGCACUAACUGAAGAAACCACACGUGGGAGGCGAGCGAGCCCCCAGCACUCACAGCUUGGGGGAGCCUGGUUGGAAAGACGGGGGUGCUCAGAUCUUUUCAGGGAACUCCUGGGAGCCACCCUCCCACAGUGUGUUUGGGGUUUUUAAAAUCAAAUCCCUUUUCUAUAAGCCCAGAGAGGCAUUUUGUGGCCUGUCUCCUGAGCCAUGAAAGCUCCUCUCUGCCAGCAUCUCCCCUACCACCCCCAGAGUCCCCUUACCUCAUGUUAUUCUCAUGGCCCCAGGUGUGACAGGGUCCAUUUCCCCAUUAGUUAGGAAUGUCCUGGAAGCCCUUAUUGAAUCAUGAGGUAUGGAUGCAAGGGGCUCAUUAGAGACCAAUCAUGAGCAGUAAUUAAGUAGCCAGGAAUAAUAAGGCUGUGCUGGGUCAUGUUCUCCCUCAGUUAGUGCUGGAGCAGCUUGUGGCUCCAGAGCCCUUUCUUGCGCAGUGGAAAAAAAAAAAAAAAAAAUUCAUUAUAUAUAUAUAUAUAUAUCUACACAUAGGUGUAGUUGAAAUGUUGGCCAGUGCUGCUCCCCUUACACCUAUAUCACAAGGAGCCACUGGGAAGGUUACGGUGAGGCA